AGGUUGUGUGCGCGCGCACACAUACAUUCACAUGGUUUUAACCUCUCUACUUCGAAAAAAGAAAACAAGAUACCAGAAGAUUAAAAGUUAUAAAAAUUUCCUUGAUCUUCGUUUUUAAUAAAGCAACAAGUUUUUCAUAAAACAAUUGUGCACCGGCGUCCCAUGCAAGGUUUUGUCCGAUAUGACAGAGUAAAUCGAGUCCACGUGGAUGAAUUGACAUAUGGAAAUAUCUGCAUGAAUUGCUGCGAUCCAUCGUCCUCGUGAUAAAAUGGAAAAGGAGUCGAUCACGGUUUCAAGAGCGAGACUCAAAUAUGACAACAAACUCAUUUUGGCACCUAUGGUGCGUAUCGGAACGCUUCCAAUGCGUUUACUCGCUCUGGAUUACGGUGCGGACAUAGUUUACACCGAGGAGCUGAUCGAUAGAAAAUUGCUUCGUUCGAUUCGUCGCGAGAAUGAUGUCCUGGGCACAAUCGAUUACAUCGACAAGACUGAUGGUACCGUAGUGUUUCGAACUUGUCCUCGAGAACUAGAGCACGUGGUUCUUCAAAUUGGUACGUCAGAUCCUUCAAGAGCUGCCGAAGUCGCUCGUAUGGUGGAAAAGGAUGUUGCCGGGAUAGAUAUUAACAUGGGCUGUCCAAAGAAAUUUUCAAUGCUCGGAGGAAUGGGCGCCUCUCUUCUCAACGAUCCACAAAAGGCAACCAGUAUUCUGCAAAAACUAAUUAAAACUGUAACGAUACCAAUUACGUGUAAAAUACGUGUUUUGCCUAAUCUGGAAGAGACUCUCCGACUUUGUGAUAUUCUCACUUCUACUGGUAUUGAAGCUAUUGCCGUACAUGGUCGCACAAUUGAGGAGAGACCGCAACAUCCCAAUCGAAAUCAUGUUCUCAAGCAGAUUUCGGAGAGGCUCUCGAUACCAGUUAUUGCGAAUGGUGGCUCCAAAGAUAUUCAACGUCAUUCCGACAUAUUUAGGUUUAAAGAGGAAACAGGUUGUAGCAGUGUGAUGCUCGCUCGCGCAGCUGAAUGGAACUGCUCGAUAUUUCGUAAAGAUGGUCUGCUACCAAUGGAAAGUGUCAUAAAAUCAUAUUUAAAGUACGCAGUUGAUUAUGACAAUUCACCUUCCAAUACGAAAUAUUGCGUACAGAAUAUUCUACGGGAACUUCAGGAAUCUCCUCUAGGGAGAAAGUUUCUCGAUUCGCAAACGUUGGAACAAAUAUGUGAAGUAUGGGGAUUGGGUGACUAUUGCCGAUCCAAAAAUAAGGAAUUUCGAGAAAAGGGUUUGUUAGGUCGAUUUCAAGUAAUGCCAGUAAUGCUCGACAAAGAUACAAAGGACAAUAAUUUUUCUCAGAAAAGAAAAAUUUAUGAAGACAGCGAUGUUUCUCUGAUGCGUUGUGCUUUUUUGAGAAACAGCUACUCGACAGACUCUGAACUGCCAAAGACCAGAUUACUCAAGUGGACCAAGGAAAAUCGUAAAAAAAUGCCAGUAUACAAUACUCGGCAAGAAGAUAAACUUUUUUGUUCUAUAGUUACUGUCGAUGGUAGAAAGUAUGGUUCCUCCUUCUGGGAAAAAAAUAAAAAUGGGCUGAACAAGGCGCCGCUUUAGUAGGUCUCUAUUUCUUAGGAGUGAUCGAUGAGGAAAGUCUUUCAGCAAGUGGUAACAUCAUUUCACGAUGA
Molecule: messenger RNA, 1671 nt
Organism: Nylanderia fulva
Lineage: Eukaryota; Metazoa; Arthropoda; Insecta; Hymenoptera; Formicidae
Gene: Dus2
Product: Dihydrouridine synthase 2
Biological process (GO): tRNA dihydrouridine synthesis
Cellular component (GO): cytoplasm
Molecular function (GO): flavin adenine dinucleotide binding; tRNA dihydrouridine synthase activity; tRNA binding
Source: RefSeq, a predicted model, not a curated record